This is a messenger RNA of Penicillium cinerascens, 3711 nucleotides long. RefSeq lists its product as uncharacterized. The record is from RefSeq and is a predicted model, not a curated record. Bases 1 to 3711 code for a protein of 1236 amino acids. The transcript has 7 exons. NCBI's taxonomy places the organism in Eukaryota, Fungi, Ascomycota, Eurotiomycetes, Eurotiales, Aspergillaceae.
AUGAAUGAAAGAGAAGAUAAUCACCAGAUAGUAUCGAGUGAACGAGACAUACCUGGAGCCACAACACAACCGCUCGGACUUACUCGACCUUAUGCACAAAAUUGGAGCUCACACGACGCUUUUCGUGAGCUCUACCAAAACUGGAAGGACUCCAUUAUACAGAACCAUGGUCUAUCGCUGCUUGGGUUUUGCCCGACUGUGACAGAGACUAACCAGGAAAUACUCAUCGUUGUCCCAAAGCCAAACACUGACUCUCAUAUCUCAGCAAGCUUACGUGACUGUGCUGGAUAUAUCACUUUCAAAAAACACAGUGGUGUCGUGGAGCUUACCAAUUUCCAUGCGCUUCUUGAUCGAAAGUGCCUAGACUUAGGCUACACAACCAAGACCAAUGAUGACCGCCUGACGGGAGGACAUGGCGAAGGACUGAAAAUAGCCGCACUGGUUUUGAGUCGCAAUAAUUACCAUGUGAAGAUCUGUGCCAAUAGCUGCUACUGGAACUUUGGGUUUCGCGGAAAAUCUAACCGCAAUUUCUAUUGCCAAAUAACCCCCACAAGCGUUGAAAAAAUCAAGCGUCUGAAACUAGCGUUCGAAACUUCCCGGAAAAGCUCAAGUCGGAAGUUUACAGCCAACAUAUGGGAAGAUGUUUCCAUUUGUAUCAAAAAGGGAGAUACAAGUAUUGAGCAUGCUCUUACGAAAGAAGAAUUUUGGCACUGGUUGCAAGUCACAAUCGAUGUCAAUCCUCCUGCAAACCUGGUGAGAACUUUGGCAGGUGAUUUGAUACUGGACGACAAAUAUAGCGGCUGUCUAUUUUUGAGAGGCAUUAAAGUCUUGUCUGCUGAUAUGGAUGACCGUGGCUUUCGGGUUGGCUACAAUCUAGCCACCGGUGAUUUGAGCCGUGACCGUUCAAAGCUUCACAAUCCCGAGCAAGAAUCAAAAGCAAUCGCUGAAAUAUGGGCAAGUGCCAUCGAACAAGGGCACCAAAAGGCUCUUUCAGUCUAUGUUUACUUGCUACAGCAUCACCCACAUUCAAGAGACGUGAGAGGAGCAGACCAGCUAGUGAACGAGGCCACUGCGAGAAAGAUAUGGACCGAAUUAAAGGCCCAGACGGGCAAAGCUAAAAAUAGCAAGGACGUCGCAACGAUCCGUAAAGAUCUCAAGAAAAAGCCGCAAGCCCUAUCAAGCUCCCUAUGGCAACUUCUUCAUCAAUACAACUUGGUCCAUACGCCUGAUGAAGAGCUCCAGCGGCUGUUUGAAGUCUCAAAUGCUAUCAAGCUACCGAAAACAAGAUUUGCCCAAGAAAUCGACCGAGCGUUGCGUGCGCUAUUCAUCGCAAUUCCCCGUACGCAAAGCUUGCGAAUAGUUUACGUUACAUCUGAUGAUGAGAAAACAAGCGUCGUGUUUGCUAAGGAAAGCAAUAUCCUCUACGUCCAUGAAAAAUGGCUGGACAUCUCACGUGCUCACCUCGGCGUCGAAUGCUUGGCUAGCACGACAUAUAUUGACGAUUCGGAUGGUUUCUUUUGUGAACAUGUGGUGGAAGAGAUUUUUCAUCGUGCUUUGGCACUGAUUUAUCGUCCGCUGAAACUCAACUAUCUGUCUUCACCACUGGAAGACUCCCCUCACAUCAUUUUCCAAACCAGCCGAGGAAAACUCCAAGACAUGCCGCGAGGCAUCCGCACUGAGACAAUUGAAAACAAAUCUUUGAAAGUCCUAUGGGAUGAUGGACAUAGUCGUGCCUUUUCAAGGGCGUAUGGCUUACAGGUGGAAUAUAUUGUCAUCCUGCAUUUGUUAACUUGCUUCGCAGCCAUGGAAACGCUAUUAUUUCGGGAAAAAGACAUUCUGUGCGAGUGCCCACGAAAAUACGUAUCACAAAUGCAAGGAUUUGCAAUCUUUACUUCAUUAGACGGAGAGCCUCGCUUUCCAAUGGUUGCUCGACACAAGGACGAAGCCAUAUUCGGAUUCCCGCCCCUCCCUCUUGCGCGUCUCGAGGGAGACUCUGAAAUGGCGGUUGAAGUAUCCAAUGCGAUGAUUCCUUUGGCGGAAUCGUCUAUACAAGGCCUUGGCUCUGUAUCCCGGGCCGGAGACGACAAUGUCAAGUCUGAGACUCAAACCGCCCAAGAAUUAAAAAUAGAGACUGCGUUCUCCCUGAGAAGCGCUGAAGCAGAUCCGACCCUUCCAAUCAUCGCUGAAGCUCACCCCGAGCUGUCAAUUUCUGUAGACGGAACGAGAGGCCAAGCCAUGGAAGAAAGUAUCAUCAAUGUGGACGACUGCAAGACCACAAAAGCGGAGGGAUAUUGUGUCUGGAAGAAAGAAAUGAAAGGACACAGAAUUGAUGCGUUCAAUCCCAAAUUCAACAUUUUCCGAUCUCAAAGCCGUCCAUGCACUCCUAUCGAAGGGCCUUUCCAGAGAUGUGAUGAAAUUGGGGAUCUGAAAAAGAACGCCUUCAUUGAGGCAACUUAUGAAGAUCCCUCACCUCGGAGCCGAUGUGUCUUUUAUAUCCAUGAUAUACUAGUGAGGGAAGACGGUGAUUCGGAAUCUGCGAUUUAUCUCAUCGCUUCAAGGUAUACAUUUCUUUGCGAUAAUGCUGAUCUACGACAAGGGUCAUCUUCAAGUUGGUUGAACAAUGAGUUGUUGCUUCACUUUAAUGAUUUCAAUCUCAUGUCUAAAUCGGCGGACGGAGAGCUCAUCUUGAUGAAAGAUAUGUCAUCUUGGAAGUCAUCACCAGCUAUUGAACACACCGCAAAAGCUCCAGGCUUUUCUGCGCCCGACGUGCUGGACUUCUCCCCGACAGACGUUGGCCUUUCUGUAGGGCUUUCAGAAGCAGGGUGUAAUAUAAAAGCAGGGAUUGCUUUUUGUUCCGGUCACAGUGAUGCUUGGAAGAGGUUUCAUCCGCAUGCUGAAAUUUAUGAUUCCCCAACGCAAUUUAUUGACUCAGUGCUGAAUGAGACACAAUCCACUGCGCCUCUGGUUAUUGCAGCCUCAGGAAUGCCGAACGACCAUUAUUCCCUUUCAAGCCUCACCAUAUUGCCUGACGAGGUUUUGGCUCCUCUCAAACUGAAAGCAUUGUUUGACAGCGUUUUUCUACAAGAGCCAGACUUUGUCUUCCUGGAAUUGCAUUCGAUAGUACUGAAUACUCAUAUUUCAGACCUUGUCAACUCUAUAUUGGCCUUACUUGGCCAGAGAUACUCCGUUGAACUACGACUUGUUGUCGCAGAAAUCGAACCAGACAAGCGCGUCCCCAUAAUAUAUCUUUUGGCUGCCCCUGCAUACUUUCAGUCAAAGUCAGUGAAUGAAAUGGCCGCGGAACUAGCAGAAUCUGCGCAAUGGAGGCCGGCCUUCGAUAUGGAGCAUGGUCCACAAGCCAAGGCUCUAGACGACAUGACUAUCGGUCCUUGCCAAUGUGCUGAAGAAACUGAAAGCCUACCCAAGAAUAGUGGUGUGGAACCUGAUCAAGAGAACAAAGCCAAAGAGCUUGCGCGGGGUAAAGGUUUUCCAUCUAAGAUUGUUGACCGCAUACAAGCCAGGGAUUACGAUGAAGUGCUUAGAUCAUUACCAUCGUGUAUAAGCAAGCAUGCCGGGGCUUCUAUUUUUCAAUUUACGAGGGAAAGUGGACAGCAAAUCAAGAAACGGCGCAGGAGCACCAGUGAUGUCGUUCCUGAACAGCCCUUCAUGGUGAAGAGAUUAAAGGAAGGAGAGAGUGGCACACCAGACUGA